This is a messenger RNA of Lottia gigantea (owl limpet), 870 nucleotides long. RefSeq lists its product as hypothetical. Bases 1 to 870 code for a protein of 289 amino acids. The transcript has a single exon. NCBI's taxonomy places the organism in Eukaryota, Metazoa, Mollusca, Gastropoda, Lottiidae. The record is from RefSeq and is a predicted model, not a curated record.
AUGCUUGAAUAUAAAUUGAUACCCAUUGACAUGUUUGAAUAUAAAUUGUUACCCAUUGAAAUGUUUGAAUAUAAAUUGUUACCCAUUGACAUGUUUAAAUAUAAAUUGUUACCCAUUGAAAUGUUCAACUGUAAAUUGUUGCCCAUUGACAUGUUCAAAUAUAAAUUGUUACCCAUUGAAAUGCUUGAAUAUAAAUUGAUACCCAUUGACAUGUUUGAAUAUAAAUUGUUACCCAUUGAAAUGUUUGAAUAUAAAUUGUUACCCAUUGACAUGUUUAAAUAUAAAUUGUUACCCAUUGAAAUGUUCAACUGUAAAUUGUUGCCCAUUGACAUGUUCAAAUAUAAAUUGUUACCCAUUGAAAUGCUUGAAUAUAAAUUGAUACCCAUUGACAUGUUUGAAUAUAAAUUGUUACCCAUUGAAAUGUUUGAAUAUAAAUUGUUACCCAUUGACAUGUUUAAAUAUAAAUUGUUACCCAUUGAAAUGUUUAAAUAUAAAUUGAUACCCAUUGACAUGUUUAAAUAUCAAUUGUUACCCAUUGAAAUGUUUAAAUAUAAAUUGAUACCCAUUGACAUGUUUAAAUAUAAAUUGUUACCCAUUGACAUGUUUAAAUAUAAAUUGUUACCCAUUGAAAUGUUUGAAUAUAAAUUGUUAACCAUUGACAUGUUUGAAUAUAAAUUGUUACCCAUUGAAAUGUUUAAAUAUAUAUUGUUACCAAUUGACAUUUUUAAAUAUAAAUUGUUACCCAUUGAAAUGUUUGAAUAUAAAUUGUUACCCAUUGACAUGUUUGAAUAUAAAUUGUUACCCAUUGAAAUGUUUAAAUAUAAAUUGUUACCCAUUGACAUGUUUAAAUAUAAAUUGAUACCCAUUUAA